GAGCUGUUUGGCGAAGAUUAUAUUUCAGGAGACGAAGGAGAAGGAGAUGCUGCUCUACAACUUGGAGCUGAGUCCGCUGCUUCUAAAGCAGCAGGUGCACCAGCAUUCUCGGCUGCCGUUCCUGGUCCUGCCGCAAGCAAAGCAGAGCUCAAAAAGCCGAUCCAGGAGUCUCGGCAAUUGGUAAAGCCGCCAUUGCGUAAGUUUGGAACCACGACGUCUACGUCAGGAGACGAGCCUGAACAUCCUCAGAAUUUCUACAUCCUAUCGGAGUUGUACCGCUACCAGAACGAGUUCAAAAAGCGGUUUGGCUACGCUCCUAUGAUUCCCGAAGAGCACGCCGCUAGGUAUUUCACAGCAUGGCUCCUACACGUUAGGGAUUUCGUCUUUGAGCCUUUUGACGAAGGGACCUUGCAAAGAGUGCAGAGAGUUGUGACAUCUACUUCACAGCUAGAUGAAGAUGCGGACGCGGUUGCGGACGAAUCACCUUCUGUGGGAGAUGAGGAUGUUGAGACACCUGUAGGUGGAGCUAUGGAGGGAGGAGCACGUAGUAGAGUACACGGUGCAGAAGACGGUGCAGGUGCUACUAGUAAAAGAGGUCGUGACCUGGUGCUCAACCUAUACGCGCAUAACGGCCGCUCUUUUGAUUACCCAAUUGUCAGAGCACUCGUUGACAGGCAUGUGAUGGAAGCAAAGGCUCCUCGUCUUGUCGCUACCUCUGAGGAGGGUGCAGAGAGAGCAUUGGGGAAAGCUAAGACCGCAGCGGAGACGAAAGGUGCACCUGCAGAGAAAUUCACUUUUCCUGUCGCCAACAGUCGCUUCCAACCGGCCUACACCUUGGAAGAUGCGAAGCAGAUUGGUCUUGUUGCUCCUUGUCCUUCCGCAUUCACGGUUCUUGACGCGGACCCACAGAACGCUGCAGGAGAACAUGCUUUCGCCGACGCCAAAUAUGAACGAAAAGAGUAUCCUGUCUAUGCCAUAGCGAACAAGAAAAAUGGACUACCUCCUGCUGGAAAACGCCAAGAAAAGCCGAAACGUGUGCAAGAACUUUUUGUUGCCAGACCUCGGUCCUCCACCGCAGGAGAGGCACUACCACAGCCCUCUUCGGCAAAGUCCGAAGAACCACAACUACCAAGCCAAGAGAAGCUCAUUGAGUGCGGUCUCCGCGACACUCUCGACAUCUUCAGAGCCAAGCUAGCUUCCGCUUUCAAUGGUGAAUUUCGCUUAGGUCUCCGCAAACCAAAUGUCUUGCCGGUUUUGGGUUCGAGCAUGAAAAAAUUGAGGAAGCAAUACGAUAUUUUGAGACAAAGGGUGUUGGAAGAUCAGGAUCUACUGCACAAAAAUCCCUUGUUCGUAAAAACCGCAGCUAUGAAUUUCAGAGAGAAAACUUGGGCUCAACUUGGGCUCUCUGAGAAAACGAAAGACCAAAAAACGAAAGACGAAGUAUUAGAAGACACGAUGGACGAUUUCGACAGCUUUUUCUCGAAGAUGAAGAAAUAUUCUUCAUCCGGGAGUAAGACAAGAGUGCAUGCUGGAGAUGAUGAAGUAGAAGCAGCUGACGUUGAUGGCACGGAGCGCAAAUAUCCGAAAUGGCUUUCCGGCAUUCGUUUCUUACCUGAGGAGGAGUACAAAAAACUCACACCGACUGUCCGAUUGGAUGUGGGCAUGGACGACUGCGUUCCCUACACCCCUGUGCGGCAGAAUGGUGAGCCUGAAAUUGAUCAGGAUUUGAUCAAGGAACAACAAGGAUUGGUACAAGAAGUGGAAGUAUUUGACCAGGCGAUUCGUAAGAAUUUGCUGGUGCUGAAGCAUCAAAGUCGGGCUGGGCAGAUGUCCUUCGCGGAGGGAGACUUUGUCAAAGCGUUCGGUGAUCCACCAAACAGUGUGGAGUUCAUCUGGCCCUAUCAGCACACUGCUUUUGCGGACAGCUUAGCUCUGUCUCAGGUCUUCCAGCUGAUGAUCUUGCAGGGCAGAAAACCGAGACCGGGAAGUGGCGGGAAAAGACGAGGAGAGGUGGCAGGUGAAAGCUUAGGGUCUGAUGGAGUUGGAGUGGAGCAGGAGGGAGCAACUGCUGCUUCUGGAAGUGCUGGGGCAGCGUCUUCUGGAAGUGCGGGGGCAGCGUCUUCUGGAAGUGCUGGGGCAGCGUCUUCUGGAAGUGCUGGGGCAGCGUCUUCUGGAAGCGUUUCUGUAGGAGCCUCAGCUAGUUUGAAUUCUAGCAUUGGGAGCGAAGACUUGAAAACAAAAUUGGGUCCCGAAGGGCAGAGACUGUUCCACAGGCAGCUAACGGGAAAUAAUCUGUUUAAGCCUCCCGAAUCGCUUGCACAAGCAAAAGAGAGGGAGGAGAAAUGGCUCAAAAAACAGGUGACAAAAAUGACUGAUGAAGAGAAAGCGAAAUUUCUAGCCACAGAAGCAGAGAAAAAGCGAACGGACCAGCUUAAAGUCAACGACGCUUUAAGGGCACAAAUAGUCGCAAAAUUGAGAAGCGACCUAGCCGACAAACUUUUCGAGGAGGCUAUGAAAAAACUAAAGCCACUUCCAUAAUAGGUGUGAGUACCACCAUAAUACCCGGUAUAGGAAUGAAUGCCACCAUCUACUAGGUAUUGGAGUAGCACCAUAAUAGGCGUGAGUACCACUAUAAAAGGGAUAAGAAUUACAAUUACUUACUCAAGAAGAACAAGAACAGCAUACGCGUACCAUAAUAGGUACUUCUAUCUAAAUUAAGAUUACUGAAGAACGACUACAUUACAGGGAACGGCAAUGUUGGCAGCUAGUGAAAUGUUGGCGCAAUAAUGGUUUUCUUUGGUCCAUCAACUUCAACAUCCAGUUCAUACAAGAAUUGGAAUUGCUAAUUAAGAUUGAAGAAGAAGAACAAAAACAACUACGACCAAUGAUCAUGAACAGGUAAAAACAUCGUGCAAGGACUAUAUUUAUUCUUUGGGGGUGGAUCUGUCAUAGCUAGUUAGUGUUAGUCUCAUUAUUUCAUCUUCAAGGGCGCGAUAACGCGGAGCGGUCGACCGCUUCGUGUUGCACUACAUCUGGACCACUUCAGGUUCGAGUGCACCAUCUGGGACAACUAGGACAGCUCUCUAUACCCUAUGAUUUACCCGAAAUAUGUUGAUCAGCGAACAAUUAACGAAAAACGUUUUUUUUUCGACACAUCAUUCACGACGAAAGCUGCAUUGACUUAAAUAUUGGAGCUUUUUAUGUUGUAAGUAAUCAAUCAAUGAUGUACAGACACAUAGCUGUAGCAACUCGACCAAGAGGAGGUUCUCUACUACCAAAAACCUUUGCGAGGAGGAGACAAGGGAAGGGACAUCUCCUCUUCCUAUGCCCAGACUGUGUGCAGGUUCGUAGCGAAUAGAGUGAUAGAGGGGUUUAUAUAUGCCCCGCCUGUCGCCGGUUUGCGAACUGGGUAAAGCUCAGGAAAUUUUUUCAAGCUUAUCGGCAUUACAAAAAAAAUGCAAGUCAAGCCAGGAAACUCUUCAUCUAAAUCUUAAG
Messenger RNA from Amoebophrya sp. A25, 3495 nucleotides. The record is from the annotation of a GenBank genome assembly. NCBI's taxonomy places the organism in Eukaryota, Dinophyceae, Syndiniales, Amoebophryaceae.